Molecule: messenger RNA, 9725 nt
Organism: Gigantopelta aegis
Lineage: Eukaryota; Metazoa; Mollusca; Gastropoda; Neomphalida; Peltospiridae
Product: C-myc promoter-binding protein-like
Exons: 34
Coding region: 140-5740 (1866 amino acids)
Biological process (GO): regulation of Rab protein signal transduction
Cellular component (GO): cytoplasmic vesicle
Molecular function (GO): protein binding
Source: RefSeq, a predicted model, not a curated record
UGGAGGACAGGAAGAAAGAAUUUCAAAACAUCUCCCACAUUGACCAGUAAAUAUCUGUUCGUAAAGGAAGUAUUCUUCAUGGUCGACUCAUGCUAGUGGAAGAGUAACUUGCUUAAGUGUUUAUCUAUGAUCGGGCAUAAUGGAUGAGAAGCGGGUUGUGGACUACUUCGUGGUGGCUGGCCUGUCAGACAAUCCGCUGCCACUGCAGGAAUUCUUCAACGAAGCUGCCAUCAAGCCGACGUUCAAGCAGGACCCCAUCACUGACGUGACCAUCAUCAACAAGAACCUGGGCGAACGGACCCCCGUCGGCUACCAGUGUAUUGAUGUCACUCCAAACGGCUUCCCUGCUGACCUCAACCAUGGCAGCAUUCGCUGUCCAGAGAUGUACAUCUGUUUUAAACGAGGACGCCAUAAACCACCACUCACAGAUAUUGGAGUCCUCUAUGAAGGCCGAGAGAAGCUGAUACCUGGAUGUGAGGUUGUUCAUACUACAUCUACAGGCAAUCCUGCCAAUGUGAACAAUGGAAGCAGUUUUCGAAUAUACAUUACAUAUCGACGGGCACUGGAAUCGGCAGCAAGUGAUACUCUUGCAGUUACCGACAUCUGUGUCAUACUGUCUAACAAGAAUGAAGAACCUCCAUUAGCAUACAACAAGAUAAGCAAAAAUCUGAACAAAGGAGUGGUUGGUUCUGACGUGUUCGUCUGCUACAAAAAGUCCAUGAACAAGACCGAUGUCAUCUCAUACAAACCAGAAAUCCUAGACCGGUACCCGGAGGAGGACUAUGAGAACUUUCCGAUGCCCGACUCUGUGCCGAUGUUCUGCUUACCGAUGGGAGCCACGGUGGAGUCAUGGCCAGCCAAAGCUCAACACCCACUUCCUAUAUUCUCCACAUUCAUCUUGACAGUACCCAACGCCAAGGUGUAUGGAGCUGCGGUGACGUUCUAUGAGGAAUACGGAGAUGGGGAAGUUGGUCUCUCGGAUCUUCAGUUGCGAUCUCUCGGAUUGAAAAACAAACACAUCCGAGAACAGUAUCGGGUUUCAAAAACAAUCCACACCAACAAGUCCAUCUGUCUGCUCUCACACUGGCCAUUUUUCGAUGCGUUUAAGAAGUUCCUCUCCUACCUGUAUAAAAACUCCAUCACCGGUCCUCACACUGUGCCAUUAGAGAGACAAAUCUCUCACUUCAUGUUCAAUGUUCCCUAUCCAUCACCUGAAAGACCCAGGAUUCUUAUUCAGCUGAAUAACGAGGCCCUGUCUCUCUGUAUGCCAGAAGACUCCCCACUUCCACAAAACGGUUCGUCAUUCAUCACUUUGUUGAAGAACAUGGGGCCAGAUAACUGCUUGAGUAUAUUGUACUAUGUUAUGAUAGAAUGCAAGAUUCUUAUCCAUUCUCUCCGACCGGCAGUCCUCACUGGAGUGGCUGAAGCUGUGACCUCGAUGAUCUUCCCGUUCCACUGGCAGUGUCCGUACAUUCCUCUGUGUCCUCUCACUCUCUCCGGAGUUCUCAGUGCUCCCUGCCCGUACAUUGUUGGUAUUGACUCCCGAUACUUCGACUUGCAUGACCCUCCGCCUGAUGUGAUAUGUGUUGACCUGGACACCAACAGAAUUUGCCUGCCAGAAGAAAAAAAAGGUCUUGGUCAUAAGAUGCUGCCAAAGAAACCUGCUCGCGUGCUGCUGGAGUCCCUUCAUCGGUUGUUUGACAUUCUCGUUCUCCAGCCCGAUCAGCCCCACACUACAGACGAGGUCUCUCUCGAAAUGGCACCCAUUGACUACGACUUCAAGAGGAAAAACAAAGAGAUGAAAUUGGAGCUACAGAUACAGGAGGCAUUUCUACGGUUUACGGCCAGUCUGUUAAAAGGCUAUAAGAAUUACCUGAAUCCCAUCCUCGAACGGCCCACACUGAGAGCCACUGACGCAGCUGUUCUGUUCGACAUGCCCAGUAAGUGUUACACAAAUCACAGCGUGGACGAAACCAAAGAUGAACCGAAAUUGAUUGAAAUAGAACACAGUCACAAAAGUGAAAGAACUGUGUUCAUUACUCCACCUGAGCCAACUGGUCUGCCUACAGGCAUGGAAUAUAGCUACAAUGGAUUCCCUCAGUUAAAUCCAGAGCUGUUUCUUCCUAAAGCACCUUCGGUCGCCUCUUUAGGUGUCAAGUCAUUACCAUUGACAUUCGGUUCAUUAGUACGCAGAACAAAACAGGAGAUGCGAUCGGCUCAGAAGACUGCUCACGUACAGAUCCUACAUCCUCAGCGAUGGGCUAAAUGUCUUCUAAGCUACUGUUACAGUCUGUGGUUUGUUCACUUGCCAUCGUACAUUAGCACUGCUUCUAACAAGAUGGAUGCAUUUAAAAUUGCAUAUGCUGUUCUGCAAAAAAUGCACAAUGAAAAAUUGCCUAGUCCUGAUGAAAUGUGUUACCGCGUGUUGAUGCAGCUCUGUGGCCAGUACAAUAAACCUGGUCUCGCCAUUAAAGUCUUCCUCUUGAUGAAGAGGUAUGGCAUUCACCCAAAUGCCAUAACAUACGGUUUCUAUAACAAGGUGAUGCUCGAGGCAAAGUGGCCAUCUCGAUAUGCUAGAGGAGUGAUUCUGUGGACAAAGCUGCGAAAUGUUAUCCGCGGAAUUGCACAGUUUCGAAACAGUGUCAGAUACCGACGUACAUCUACCUGCUCGUACUCAGGGAGUGAGUGUGACAAGAUUAGUCACACGAGCGAGGACAGUUACCUUGAAGAGGCCUCCAACUCCCCCAAGCCGGAUGUUCAGGAUUCAGGUUCAAUCAUCCAGGGAAUUCACAAAGGCUGCAUUGAAGAAAGUCUAAGCACAGGUGGGGCCUCCGACAGAGGAUACAGCUCAAUGACCCAGGAGGACGUGAAGCAGAUCUCCCAGCACAUCAAUAGUGGCGAGGGGUCAAGCGACUCAAGCAAAACCAAAGAGGUGAAGCCCAUCGCGGACACACGUCGGCGGUCCAUGCAGUCCGACAAGAGAGACAGUGAGGAAGUAUGUCAUCGACCAUCCUGCUGUCAGCGUCGUCUCGGCAGUAUUGUUCUCCGAUCUGGAAACACCAUGAGCGGUUACAGCAAUGUCGACACGGUGAAGGGAAGCAUCAUUAAUAAUUCAGCGGGUCUUCUGAUGGUAAGCCAAAGCUCUUUGGAGCAUCACACGUUCAAUCUGUCCCGUGAUGCUGAAGAAUUUAUGGACAAGAAGAGACGUCGCCACAAGAGUGUUGGCGAGUUUGUAAAGAUGCGAUCCAACAGUUUGUUUGCUAGCUGGAGACCGCGGCACUCGAGUGGUGAUGAUAAGAUGUUGAUGCGUUUCUCUGAACUGCAGUUGAAGGAACGUGUGGUCAAAAUUCCCGAGAAUGUUUCCGCAGACGAUAGUGUGUUUACCAACAGUGCGGAAUAUUCUUCCCAGAAAACAAAGGAUGAGAAAGACAGUGGUGUGGAGCUGAACGAAAACCACAUGCUGUUCAGUGAUAGCGACGAGCACACUGACCCCAAACACACUCGCUUCUGUGAUAAUAGUCUGUCCAAUGGUGCUACGUGCAAUAGGUCCACUUCCCUGCAUGAUGAUGAUGGCGACAAACCGAUCUUCGAGUCCACACGCAAAGCCCACACCCCGUGCACCGAGAAUGACCCAUUGGGGCAUUUCACCGGUGCCUCUGUCCUAGACUCUGCUCCUCUCAUAUCCUUUUCUCCAAGUCAUUCUCCAAAAAGUCUCGUCUCACUGUGCACUAGCACCCCUUAUCCCACUGUGUUGAAUCACAGCAAGGAAACGGAUGGCGACAGUGUAUGUAAACAGUUCAGUGAUUCCUCCAGUUCAGCAGAUCCGUCAAGUCUAGCUGUCAAGCUGGAUAUUCACGGCCUUGUCGAGCCUUCCAAGAGAAAGCCGGACUUGGGUAGGACUAGUAGCUCUCCAAACUGCUUGGCUGAUCUAAUAGAAAUUAGGCCCAACAUUCCAGUAAAGAGUCAGAGCAUGGAUGAGGACCAUCCUCCGAUAAACUCGACUUCAUCAUUGAACGAGUUGGGGAGGUUUGAGAAGACGAGUGAAUAUCUGUUGCGACGGACCCGCAGUUUGAAGAAGACCAAUGAGGCAAUAACAGGUUUCCUCAAGUUCGCAGCUAGAGGGGCUCGGGGAGCCGUCAACAAGCUGAACGAGUUCAAACAGUCAAUGACCACGCCCAUCAAAGACGGCUCAACGGCAUCGCUGUCAAAGUCGAUUGACGAAGACAGCGGGACGGGCGACGAAAGCAACUGCGCCACAACGCCAAGCCAGCCUAAGUUUGGCAGCUGUCAGGACAUGUUUAGUGAACACAGCACCACAGACGAUAGUGUCGGACAUGGCAACUCGCAGGUGUUGUUUGAUUUUGGAGCAUCUCCCUGUCCGGAGGAUCGCUGUGAGUCGUUUGACGUGAGCAUACAGUCUGACUCCAUCGACCAGCUGUGGGGCGGCUCGGACGAUCUGGCAGUGGAGGUGGAGAUGAGCAGCUGCUCACGGUGUUUCCGUUGUCACAGUCUCAUGUACGACGAGGAGAUCAUGGCCGGCUGGUCCGCCGACGAGUCCGAUCUUAACGCCAGUUGCCAGUUCUGUCCGUACAAGUUCGUACCUAAUCUGCAUAUCUAUAUUAAGGAUUGGCGAUGUGACGGCAGCAACACCAAAGAAAAGCCUUGUCUCCAUAGUGAAGUUGAAAAGCUAAAGCAUUCGGUACAGUUUGAAGACAUUUCACUAGGGUCUAACAGUGUCGCAUCUCAUGUUAACAAGGGGUGUAAAUCAGAGCAGUCGGCAGUUACUGGCGAGAGUUAUUUCGACAUGAAACUGUCAUCUCGGCAGCGGUCAACCAGCGAGUGUCUGACGGGGUGUACGGAGUCGGCCCAUUCUAGAAUGUCGUCAACCGAGUCCAUUGACACGGUCGGCCAGUCAGACACUUCAGUACAGUUAUCGGUGAACCCGUCAACGAAUCAACAGGAAAUGUUCCAAGGAGUCAUGUCGACAGUAACUGAAAUGCAAAAAGAUUUCAUGACAAGGUCUGCCUGUUCGAUAGCACCGAUUGCUGUUCCGUACCUUAGUCCCAUUGUGUUACGGAAGGAGAUCGAACACAUACUUGAAAACGAAGGAGAUGAAUGCAUGUCCACUUCAAUGUUUGUCGACGACCAUAGCAUUGUCUACUGGAAUCUAAUCUGGUAUUUCAAGAGAAUCGACUGUCCUAGUCACCUGCCUGGUUUCCUCCUCACCGCCAGCAGCAUCACCAAAAACCCAGAAAAACCGUGUAAACACCAUUCAAUGUACGACCACAGAAAUGUUUUGUUGCAUCCAAUGUGGGAUAACGUACGCAUACAUGAUGAAGUUGGGCUUCCACUCUACACUUCCUGGGAGUCUGGCCAGCACUCAUCUGUUGUGGAUGCUCUUGUGACCGAAACACAGCUUGUUAGUAGACCUGUGAUGCAUCAGAUAAUUUCCAACAUCCAGUGUAACGACGUGUUGUCCCCCAUCAAGCUGAUGGCAAACAGUCGGCGCCGGGUGCGCAAGAAGAAACACCAGUUCCGCAGUCUGUACCGUGAGAUUCUCUUCCUGGCCUUCAGUGCCUGUGGCAGAGAAAACAUUGACCAUGAUGCAUUUGACCGGGAAUUUAAUCUGGCUUUUGCAAAGCUGACGAGUGCUGAACAGAGGCGACUUCAGCCUAAUGAUAAACCAAAAACAGAUCGCGUCAUCUGUUGUAGGCGUGCAUUUGGCGACUUAGAGAUAUGAACCAGUUGUUUAUUUGAUGUGGACUGUCUGUUAGGGACUGGUGUUAACUUGGUUCAGUUGACCAUUUGCCGUGCAAUCUUUAUAAAGCCAGUGAUACUGUAUAUCAGAUGUUAUUGGAAGUACAUCACUAUUUUGGGUUAUGUUGGGGGGUUUUGUUUGGUUUUAAUACUUGUGUGACAUGCUCUUCAUUUGUUGUAAAACAUGGAGGUGAGAAAUUUAAUGGGGUUAAUGUCUAUAGCUUCCUGUUCUUGAAUGAUGGUAGAAUUAGAGCGAAUGUGAUUCUAGAACAGUGGGUUUUUUUAUCUCUGGUUGGUAGACCAGUACCUGUGCAUAUAUUUAAUCUCGCUCGGUUGAUUUUCCCAUUAAACUGAUUCUUUUCUACAAGUAAAUGAAAUGAUUUGGUUGUAAUUAUGGGGAUGUUGUUCAAGAUAUAAUUUUUACAUGUUUAAAGUGGUAAAAAUUCAAAGUGACACUUUUGCACAAUAAUUGAUAUUGGGGUCAUGGCUGGUUCAGUUGAAUUAAGGGCAUAAUUUGAAAAAAACUAAAUAAACAAACAUGCUAAAUUAGUUUACUAAAUAAAAAGAAGAAAAACUAUCAAAUGUUUUUACACAGUAUAUUUUUAAAAAUACAUUCCAAAAAUUUCAGUUACAAAUAAAAACAAUUUUGCAUAUAUAUUUUGCAGACUACCAGAUUUCACAGAAAUUUAUGUUUCCGGUUGUGUGUUGGUAGCAUGUUGGCAAAAUCAUGAAACCAAUAGUCCAUUACCAUGUAACUUAAGCCACCAUUACUGAAAAAGUGUUUCCAAUGAAAUUUUAAAUCCUGAGGCCUGUUUUAGUAUAAAAAUUUAUAGUACUAAUUAUAUCAACAAGAAAGAAUUGUUUUUACCAAAGACGUGUUCCAAUGAAAAGGUUUUUAAAAUUUAAAUACAUUUUUCUCAGAAUUGAAAAAAAAAAGGUGUUGGUUUGAUCCUAGUUUGUUUUUGGCAGAAAACAUGCCUUUAUACAACUUUGACAGAGCUCUUUUAAAUGUGGUCUGGUAGUCAGCGUGUCCCCAUCUUCAGAGAGGGUGAUGAACACUGCUCUAGAAAACUUAUUUACUGUGUGAAUGUUUUCAGAGUGAAUAGUGUCGCCAAGUUCUGUAAUCUUUUAACACAUGUGGAUGGAGUGAAUGAGUUCUAAUUAAUGCAGUAAGGUAUAGAUGCAGACCUGAUAGUGUUAAAAAUUACAAUGAGGAAGUGGCUAACAACCUCUGUUAGGUUUCUCAAAUAGUGUUGAAAUAGUAUCUGUACGGUUUGAUGGGUUUAGAAACUAUUAGGUAUGAUCAUUUGAGGACACAGUUAUGAAACGAGGAACUGUUGUCAACUGAAAAAAACCAGUGCUAUGUUUGGUGUGAAUACAAUUUUUAAAGUGAGGAAGCAGUUGUGUAGUUAUUUGAGGAAAAGGUGCUGCUUUCAAGUAAGGAACCUGUUCUGUUUUUCUGGUUUGAAUACAAUUCUUCAAGUGUAGAAACUGCUGUAUUGUGAAAUGAGGAAAUUCUACUGUUUUCAAAUUGGAAAACUGAUGUAUUCAGCUUAGAAAAUGCAAUUCUUCAAAUGGGGAAACUUGUUGGGAAAUGAGAAUAAGGUGCUGCUCUGUCAAAUGAAAAAAAUGUCUGGUUAGUUAGCAAAUAGUGCUGUGUUGUCAAAUGAAGAAAUCAUGCUGUAUUGUGAAGUGAGAAAACAGUGCUGUAUCAAAUGAUCAAACUUCUGUAUUAUCAAAUGAGGAAUCGGUGAUAUAUUACCAAAUCAGGAAGCAGUGCUGUGUUGUCAGAUCAGGAAACUUCUGUUUUGUUUGUGUGAAUACAGCUGUUCAUAUGAGAAAACCUAAUACUUUGUUGUCAAGCGUGUGAACAGUAAGUGAAGAAACAUUGGUGUGUGACUGGUAUUUGUCCUCAGUUUGGUUUGUAACUUCUCUUCCAGUAUUCCAUUGGAACGCUUGUAAUUGUGGUGUGUGAAAACAGCAGAUAAGGUUAGUAUGGUUGUUUAAUGAAAGCAAUUUCACCACCCUUGUCAAAGUAGCCUUUUCACAGUAGGUUUUCAUAAUUUAACAUACUCAUUUGCUCAGUUAGGAAUACUCAUCCAUAGGUUUUGUUUUAUGAAUAUGUCAGUGCCGUACGUUCAUCUAGUCACAAAAUAUAGGUGUAUUAAGUUUAUCGAGUUGUCGUCCUUGUGUUAAAGAUGUAGGUGUAAGUCUAAUGUAGGUAAAUAGUGUAUUCCUGUACCCCUGUGUAUGACUGAAAAUUAUUUACAUUCAUGAAUAUAUUGAUUAUAAAGUGUGGAUUUAUGUUGCACCCCUCACCCGCUGGCCCUAUAGAUAUCUAUAUAUAAUCUGAACAUUUAAUUGAGCUUUAAAACUAGAAAUUAUAACAUUUGCUUAGACUUUUUGAUUUGUAAUCACUUGUUACUUUUUUAAUUAUCUAAAAUCCUUUCGUAAUUUCACUUUGUUGUUGCACGUGACUAUUCAUGCAGAUAUUACAUGGUGGUUGGUUUUAGAAUUUAUUUUCUCAUACUUCAUUUGUUUAAUUUUUACUGGCAACAUUCAUUAAAUAUUACCUUUGAAAAUACUUGAAUGGCUGCUAAAUGUGUCGUUAUUUUACUAAGAUGCUCUAAAAUGGUAAAAUUCUUUGAAGUACAUUAAGAUAAGCAUUCAUAAAUAGAUUGUGAGCUAUGUUUUCAUCAACUAAAUAUGCUUGUUGUUUUAACAAUGCAAUAUACAAGUUACAUAGAUUAUGCCUGUCAUCUUUUUUCUUUUUCUUUUUUAUACAUCCAUUACAUGCUCUGUGCUUAUUGGUAUGUUGCUUUGUUGUAUAUUAUUUGAAUAUUAUUCUAAUUGUCAUACAAUGUCUGUUUAUGUUAAUACAUCUUUGAUGUCUGUUAUAUGUAUGUCUGUUAUUGUACUUUUGUUAUGUGGGUUUUGUCUUAACGUGUUGCUGUACGUUUUUGUGUGUUCUUUGGUUUAGAUGCCCCAUCAAAUACACCAAAUGAAUUGACAUGAUAUCUUAAGUAUUUAAUGGCAGUCGUGUUUUUUGGUCAUGUCCAAGUUACGUGUCUGGUUAGUUUUUGUUCCUCUUUACUUUCUGGAACUUGUGCGUAGGUUACAGGAUUCAGCACAGUUAUAUUAUCAUUUAGGCAAGAUAAGACCAUUGGCAGUAGUUGAUAUGUUUACACUUGCUUACGAAGGCUUAGUAGAUGUGGGUGGAGAUAUAACAAGCAGUAACAUUAAAAUAAUACUCAGUUUGGGAAUUUGGAGUUUGAGUUUACUACCAUUAUUCAACUAGCAGCCUUUUUAGUAGCUAAAGUGACAUAUUUGAUUAUUUUCCUGUUUAGAAUGUCAGUGUCUUUUUAUAUUGAGCAUGUUUCUGAUAUCAUUUUAAAAAAUCUUAAGUUCUACAAACAUUUGGAUGACCAUAAAAACACUGAAUAUACAGACACUAAUAUUCUAAACCAAUUUUUUUUUUUACUUGUAUUUAAUUUUAGUUUUUAAAAAAGCUCUGUUAGUCACAAACAUCUAUAAUGGUAGCAAACACAGGACAGACCCUUUAAUAAGUUUGUCAUGGAUAUGUCUGACCGCACAAUAUAGAGGAAUUUGAAAUUGCUUCAAGCUUUUAAAGUUUUAUUAGUAUGGAAUAUCUGUGUGUCAAACAAUAUUUAUUGCCAUUCUGUUUUGCGGUCUGGGGAUUUGCCAACAGGUAUGUGAUAUCUGUGGUAUGUAAUAUCCAUUCUGUGGUCAGGUGAAUGUAAAAAUCCUUGCUGCUAAUUGGAACUCACCUGAAAUAAGAGGGUUUCCUCUAAUGCUCUAUCAAUGAACAGAUACAGAUACAGAUAGCCUGUUUCUAAGUUUCUAAACAAUGUGUUGAUAUGUAAUGGUAUAUAAGAGUUCCAUUAAAUACUGUGGUGUUAUGUUAAACUAUAUGGGGGUCAUGUUAAACUAAUAUAUAAUAUAUAUAU